CAUAAUAUUUCCAUAGAGGAACUGUAAAAGUGCUUCCGAAUCAGCUGAUUUGGAACAUCUCGUGAAAAGGCCUAUGCAGCGGUCCUUCAUCGCUGCCAAUAAAAGCAAGCAUGGUCCAGUCACCUGAAAAAGCCUAUUGCUCGACUCAAUAAAGAAAUUGUGUUUAUGUCAAACAGAUUUAUGACUAGCCAAAUAUGUGACAGCAGCAUUUGCGUGACGAACAAUUCUCUCUUACGUGCUUCAUUUUAGCGUACACACUUAAAAUUUGUUAAAGUAUACACUAUUUUUACCUUAACCUUAAAUGCCAAACAGUUCAGUAAAAUUCUGAUGCCUGAUAAAACCGUUAUUUUCCAACAAAAUCGAAUAAUAUCUGUUCUGUAGUUUUCUGAUACUAAUCCCAUUCAACUUCUUCUAACUUGGUGAGAUUUAUAGAUUCCAAAUCGUGUUAAAAUCAAAUAUAAUGUUAACAGAACAAUUUGGGUAAAAAUCUGAUUUUGCAUAAAAUACUUCCUCAAAAUCGAUAAAGUUUCAAUUGGAAACUUGACUCACACCAUUUUGAUUAUUUUAAAGUCCAUCUCUUGAAGCACUGCUCUUUUUGUUUCUUACUCCGAACCUCAUAAAUAUCGAACAUCUCCUAGUCCACGUUAGACAUAAUUAUCAAAUCAAAUCCAAACAUCCGAACCAGCACAAGCAAUUCUCGGAAACACUGUAGCGCUUCAAUUGCCAUAUCCAUGCACAAGGCGUUCUCAAUCACUGUACACUUGAACCCCGUUUUACAAGCCAAACGCCUGAAGAUUGCAUGAAAAAAUCAUACAAUUUCGAUCGAUGCGUUCAAAAUCAGCCUCCAGUGUACUCCGUUCAUGAGUGAGAAUGAGCGAGAACCGGAUCGCUACACAACGAAACGAACAAACAUCGUUCCUGACAUACACACACAACCACACGCACACUCACCCAUGUCAGUGGUGAAUUUCUCUCUGCUAGGGUGGUGAAUUCCAAUCUCCUUUGUUCGCAUGCCGUCCUCUCAUUCCUUCAAGUUGCGAUUGGUCGCCAGAGUGGGACACAACGGCUAUCCUCGACUCUGUCUCGCAGCUGCAACUCCAUAGCCCAGCAGCCGAGGGUAUGAGAUUGGAUAAUGUGUCGUUAAUGUUGGUACCACCACCACUACCAACACCGUGGCAGUGCCGUGUUCCGUCACGCAAGAGGAGGAUGUGUGUUUAAAGUUUAGCCAGGCACUUCAGUCGAAUAUUGUUUGAAAGCCAAAUAGUAGUUAUUCCCCUCUGCAAACAGUCACAUCUUGUUAGUCGGGAGAGGCAAGCAGAGACAAAGUUUGUUCAACAUUAUAAUAUAUAAACAUAAUAUAAUAAUAAAGCACCCGCGCGCGCGAGUUGACGCGUUUUCCAGCGGGAAAUUCGAGUGCGCCGAUUAGGGAUUUUCCUCGACGGGAUUAUCGAGUAUUUUGUGGAGUUAUUCGCGUGUGUGCCGAAAGUGCGACUCCCGAGUGACAUUGGCUUCACAAGAGGCGGGAAUACAAGAGUGCUUUCGGGAGUCAUCCCUACGGGUUUGUGGAACCGUUCAUUGUGGCAUGCUGAGAUAGCAUAUGUGUAGAGUUUUCGUGAAAAUUUCGGACAAUUUUCAAACACUUGUACAGCUCGGUAGACACGCAUCGUGUGAGGCAAGAACGAGCGUUAGCGCCGCCGAGAAGCUGGUCCGUCACGCACGCACCGAAUACGCACGUAGUGAUCCUUGCUAGUAGUGGUGAUCUCCUGUGACGACGACGGGGAGUCCUUCAGUUUGGGGCAUCGGAGCCGGAUGCCACAUUACCAUCUCGCGUGGCCCGGAGAGAAGCGCACAUAUUUGCUUUUCCAAUCAGUAAAACGACACUGGUGUUUGGGUUGCAACGAGUCAACAUCGGACUGAGCUAAGGGAAGGAGCCACCGUUUGUUUCCCGGAGUAAUGACGAAAGCCCGAAAAACGCUUAAGCCUUGAGCCUCAAGAGUUACCAAGGACUGUUCGACGUCGUCGACUACGGUACCUGUUGAAACUCUCCCAAGGGGAACGGAAUCCGGAGUGCGGCAUCGUGUGUCUGUGUACUCUAUCGAGUUUGUUUGCCAGCGGUCCUGUGAACUGUGAAGAAGGACUUUAGCGCUACGGAGUCCAUCAUCUGGGGCCUUGAGAACAGCCAGUGUACAAGCAGUUAAGUUUUUGUGUCCACACAAAACUCGUCCAUCUGAACGUAUCGACAGCGACGAAGUCGGGUGACACUUUGUGUUCGUUUUUGAAAAGGAAUCGACUAUUAAUCGCUCGGUGUGUACAGAGUGUGGGAGUGGGUAGCCUCCUGGAGUGUCCAAGAUUGUUGCCAAACUACCCGGUAUUCGGCUCGUUGUGGAGCCGAGGAAGAGGCUCGCGUCAUAGCUGCCCGAUAAGAGACCGGGAACGGGAGAAUGUUUGUGUAUUCCUAAAUUGUUUGUGUUUAUUAUUGAAUUUCAAAUUACGUAGGCUGAUGCAGUUCCCCAGUUUGGAACCGAAGGAAUACAUCGGAACGAUAACGCUAGCAGUCGCCGAUUGUGUGAAUCAAUAAACAAAGCAUAGUUGAACGGUGAUAACCGGUGUAGUAUUGGAGUGAUAAACAAUUUCGGUGAUGGCAUUCAGGAAUGUGAAUCGCUCAAUAUGAGCGAUUGUGAACGGGAGAUGAUUGAACUGUUGGUUUGUCACUAGGGUAACUGUUGAUCACAGAAGGUGUAUUAAGGGAAGCAAUUUUGAUUGAUGUGUUCGUGCACGACUUAGACAAAGUUUCCAAUCGAUAUCGAAGCGAAGACAACAGUGAAGUGAAAAUGCAAAAACUCUAUCCGGAAACAUCGAUCAACAAUACCAGUAUGGCCGGCGGGAAUAUGAGCCCCAUGCCGUCGACGUACAGUAUGAACAGUAUGGGUAUGACGGUCGGCGGAAUGACCUCGGUUUCACCACAGGGUGGAUCAUUUGGCGCCGGAGUACUUGGAAACCCUGGAAUGAGCGGGAUGGGUGCCGCUAUGAACACCAUGUCCAGUCAAUGCCUUUCGUCGGCUCCGAUUGGAUACGGCUCGAUGGGAUCGCCAAUUCCCAACAUGGGCUCCUGCAUGGGAGGCAACGGUAUGAGUUCGAUGGCUGCUAUGUCCGGUUACUCAAGUGUAGCUGGUAGCCGAGAAGUACUUGGUGAUCCUGGAUCUCCAAAUUCAGCAGCUCUGCAGCGAGUGAGAACAGAAAAACCUACGGCGGCUUUCCGACGGAAUUACACACACGCUAAACCGCCAUACUCGUACAUCUCCCUCAUAUCAAUGGCCAUUAAGAACAACCCGCAUCAAAUGCUCACUCUAGCUGAGAUAUACCAGUUCAUCAUGGAUCUGUUUCCGUUUUACCGACAGAAUCAGCAACGGUGGCAAAAUUCCAUCCGACACUCGCUUAGCUUUAACGACUGCUUUGUCAAAGUGCCCCGAACUCCGGAUAAACCCGGCAAAGGUUCCUUCUGGACUUUGCAUCCCGACUCGGGUAACAUGUUUGAAAACGGGUGCUACCUUCGACGGCAGAAACGCUUCAAAGAUGAGAAGAAAGAGAUUAUUCGUUCGAUGCACAAGAGUCCAGCUCACAGUAUGGAUGCAACGAGUCCGGAUAAAAAAGACCAUCAUGAUGACCACCAUCAUCAUCAUCGGGACCACAAAGUAACUGUCGAUACCCACGGAAUGCUGAAUUCAUCUCAUGGUAAGGACACCGAUGCACUAGCCAUGUUGCACGCAACCGCUGACCUUUGUCUAGCGCAGCAGUCGCAUUCCCAACACGGACCCCAUCACCAGCAGCUUCAGCAAGAGGAAUUGUCUGCCAUGGUAAACCGAUGCCAUCCCUCGCUGCUCAGCGAUUACCACUCGAUGCACCUCAAGCAGGAACCGCCCGGCUAUACGCCCUCUAGUCAUCCGUUCUCCAUCACCCGGUUACUACCGACGGAGUCCAAGGCCGACAUCAAGAUGUACGAUAUGAGCCAAUACGCCGGCUACAACGGCCUUAGUCCUCUACAGAACUCGCAUGCAGCGGCGGCCGCCCUAGGACAGGACUCCUACUACCACCAGAGUCUCGGUUACCACCACGCAUCGGCCGGAACCACCAGCUUGUGACAUCAGUACCCGUUGGCAUAAGUGAAGCUUAAGAACUACUACGGUUGCUACGGAGCCAACGGCAGCUUGCACAACAACAACAGCAUUCAUCAGUUCAGCAUCAACGGCAGCAGUACCAUCAACGGUAAUUCCAUUGGUAGAUCCUCCUGUGGUAGCAGCACCGAAGCUGACCCUAAUUUCCCAUUCUGAAUCCAGGCAACAGACGACUUGAAACGAAUCCUCCUACGCUCCUCUCCAGAAACACCCAAACACGAUCGAACUUUUGAUCAGCGAACCAGUUUCGUACAGGAUGUGACAAAAAUAAUUUCAAAAAUUUUGUCGAACAGGAUUUGUUUGCAAAUUUCGUUUGUCUCCUAGUAAUAAUUCUCAAUCGAGAUAUUUGAGAUUUUGGUAAUUCAGAUCAUUUCAACAGAUCUCAUCAAACUAAAACUCAUCACUUUUUCAUUUCUUCUGACCUAUACUGUCCCAGAGGAAAAGACACAAAACGCAAAGAAAACCGGUAUUCCCAACAAGUGGUUGAGCUUAAAAUUUUGGAACCACGCGCCUCCAGCUCGCCAAAAUGUCUCAAAGAUUCGUCCCGUCCACUUCGAGGCACACUUCCGUCAUCCAACACUUUGAAGCGAUCAAUGCUCGGGCUUCCUCACAGAGAACGCUUAUUUGUCUUUUGUAAGUGCUCUCGUCGUCCAGAAGCAAAACCACGAACUCAAAAAAAAAACUGAAUAAUAAUUCGGCUGGACACCGACCGUCUCUGCUCGAGUGGGUCUCUUCGGUUUUCCAGUCAAAGCCCCCGCGUAUGCUAAAUCGAUCUUGUGUCGAAUGGUUCGAAAUUUCGGACAACCUUUUGACCUUCGAGGAGGACUUCAACGCGUUUUUGGAGAUGUUUGCUGUUGUUCAAAGAUAAGCCCUUCUAAAUGGUUUGGAAAAGCAAAUGGCACGAGGCACAAUGUAUUGAUGACAUUGGGACAUUUAUAGCAGCCUUUGCAAUGCGUAUAUAAAGAACGUCAUAUUCAACAUACUCUCUUAUGUGUUAUGUUUGAUACGACAACUGGCGUAUGAUUUUCAAAGUCCCACAGUUGUGAGUUCACGUUUUUAAGCA
Molecule: messenger RNA, 5235 nt
Organism: Aedes aegypti (yellow fever mosquito)
Lineage: Eukaryota; Metazoa; Arthropoda; Insecta; Diptera; Culicidae
Product: protein fork head
Exons: 1
Coding region: 2832-4139 (435 amino acids)
Biological process (GO): anatomical structure morphogenesis; cell differentiation; regulation of transcription by RNA polymerase II
Molecular function (GO): protein domain specific binding; RNA polymerase II cis-regulatory region sequence-specific DNA binding; DNA-binding transcription factor activity, RNA polymerase II-specific
Source: RefSeq, a predicted model, not a curated record